Messenger RNA from Gadus morhua (Atlantic cod), 1343 nucleotides. RefSeq lists its product as uncharacterized. The transcript has 7 exons. Bases 687 to 1343 code for a protein of 218 amino acids. Lineage: Eukaryota; Metazoa; Chordata; Actinopteri; Gadiformes; Gadidae. The record is from RefSeq and is a predicted model, not a curated record.
UGCUGUUUGUGGGCGACUCGCAUCUGCGUGCGUUGGUUGACCGUUACGUGAGGAUGCCAGACGGUUGCCUUUCGUUUGGGUUCCUGUCUACGCCUGGGGCGUCUGCCGCUGAGCUCCGCACUGAGUUGCUGAACGCAGACAUCCCCAGAACCCCCGACAUCGUUUGCUUGCUGGCUCCAAGCAACAACCUCACGGCGACGCCCGGCAUCGAAGCGGUUGGAGUUGCCUUCGAUGGACUUCUGAGAGCUGCCCGCAGUCGAUGGCCUAAGGUAGUUUUUGUGUUACAAAAUAAAGUGUAUUUUCAAGGCAGACUAUUUAACAGAAUUGUAUAGUGUGUAAUCCAAAACUUUUGUGCGGAUCAGGUGUUUGUGCUCGAUUUCCCUCCCCGGCUGGCGAGUGAAUUGGCACCGCAACAAUUCCUUCGAGAGGAGUUUCGUCGCGCUGCAGCAAAGAACGGUAUGUAAAAAUGAUUAAGAGAUAAUGUCAGUAUAGAAUAUCUUUGUAGGAAAGCUUUUAGUGUAUCAACACCACCUCUUGGUACCACGUGUAAAAUAUGUAUAUAGUGUAUGGUUUAAUAUUUGUUUUCUUCUGCAGGUGUAGAGUACUGCGUCACAGCUGACCGCUUUCCGCUGGACUCGCGUGCCUUGUGGAGUCGUGAUGGGAUCCACCUGAGUGACGAUCUGGGGAUGCCGCUUCUCGCGAAGCUUCUGUGGCACUUCUCCUUUGGGCAGCUACAGUCACCUCUGCCUGUUACACCUCCGCCUGUGUCUCCUCCCAAGUCACCCCCGACUGUGAGACCCUUUGCUACCACCGUGGUUGUGAAGGGAGAGGUUUCACGUCCACGUCCCCUUGACCCCUUCAAGGAAACUGUCGUCGGACGUCGCGGAAAGCGCAGCCAACCUGAGUCCUGGGAUGCGCCUGAGGACUGGGAUCAGUCUUCCGUGCGGAUCCUUCCUCAUGAGGUUUGUGUGCCUCCUCUGGUCCUGAGGGAGUGCUUUGUCGUGCUAAACCCUAUCCGGUUUAGCACUGACAAGUUGGCUGCAAUGGAUCGCAUUGUUCCAUCCAACCUUGACGUCCCCAUGGGGAAUCGCUCAAAGAAACGGAAGGUGGCACAUGGAACCACGGCUGUGGUCUCCAAAGGAAAGAAGGCCCGCCUUGAGGCACUUCAAACUCCAGCAAGGAUUGCCAAACCUUCGAAGCUGGUACCUCCCCCUCGACCUGUUCCAGAAGCUGCUGUACCAGCUACUCUGGAGGGCGUACCUCCUCCUCGACCUGUUCCAGAAGCUGCUGUGCCAGCCACUCUGGAGGGCAGCGUCUUCGUGCAUUCGAGCAAGAAAGUGUAA